AUGCGCCAAAUAGCGUUAACACUAUUUCUCACUUUUCUGCUUUCUUUCUCACAAAAUGCAAGCCGUUUCAGUGCUAACUUCAUUUUUUUCUCACCAAACGCGAGCCAGUUGAGUGCCACCUUCAUCGCAGAGUUUGAGUGUCAACGAGGAAAACUCUCUCUCAUUAGAAACUCUCUCACCAGCGUCAAUAGAGAUGAAAAAUCUGAAAAAAAUGAAAUUGAUCAAAUUACAGAAAUGGUUCCAAUAGAAAAAAGGUCGUUAUCUUGUGGAGCAAUGCUUAAUAAAUUUGAAAAGGAUUUUAUGAUUUUUCCUGAAUAUUUGGAGCUGGCAGAAAUUGUAAAUAUAAAAUCGUAUGUUGGCAAACUUGGUGAUGAUCUUGACAAAACAAGUAUUUUUAACUUUUUAAAAUUCACUGUUUAUUUUCUAAAAAAAGUUUUUGGGGGAUAAGAGUGAUUCGGGAAAUUUCUUUCUUUGAGGCUCACUGGACGUCUUCGACUUCUUUUUUUAAUAAUUUCUUUCGGAGAAUAAAAGAACCUUUAGUUCUUCCUUAAAUUCUGUCAUUUUUGAGAGGAAUGGGCGUUAGUUUAUUUUUUGAGGCUCUCUUAACGUCCUCAACUUCUGAAAAAUUUUUUAGACCUUCUGGAUGUCCUUCAGCCCUUUGAUGUCCCUGUGGCCUUCUUAACGUCCUCAACUUCUUUAAAAAAAAUUUUUGAAGCUUUUGGACGUCCUUAAGGUUCUUUGACGUC
Messenger RNA from Meloidogyne enterolobii, 746 nucleotides. The record is from the annotation of a GenBank genome assembly. NCBI's taxonomy places the organism in Eukaryota, Metazoa, Nematoda, Chromadorea, Rhabditida, Meloidogynidae.